GUUCAGGUGGCGAAGCGGCAAGAUGGCGACCACCUUGACUAUCUUUGCCAGAAAGAUUUCGCCUUCUGCUUUGUUUCUUGCGAAAAGGUCGUUUUGUCCUCAGCAGUUGUCAAUUGUCAGACAUGGCAGCUCAUGGUACCCGGACAGGGAGUAUCUUAAGACGUUUGAUGGUCCAGUUAUGUACCCUACAGCUGAUGCACUGGCUGAAUUAAAACCAGCUCCAUGGAAUAACAAGCAAGUACCGACCGAGAAAACUGUGAGAAAUCUUAUCUUGAACUUUGGCCCUCAGCAUCCCGCUGCCCAUGGUGUGUUAAGACUUGUUUUACACCUGGAUGGAGAGACUGUUAUGCGUGCUGACCCACACAUUGGUCUCUUGCAUCGAGCGACAGAGAAACUAUGUGAACACAAAACGUACACCCAGGCACUGCCUUACUUUGAUCGUUUGGACUAUGUGUCCAUGAUGUGCAAUGAGCAGUGCUACUGUCUGGCAGUGGAGAAACUACUCAACAUUGAGGUGCCACCAAGAGCUAAGUGGAUUAGAACUUUGUUUGGAGAGUUGACCAGAAUUGCCAACCAUCUAAUGGGCAUUACCACCCAUGCUCUAGAUGUAGGAGCUAUGACUCCUUUCUUCUGGAUGUUUGAAGAGAGAGAAAAGAUGUUUGAGUUCUCUGAGCGAGUGUCUGGAGCACGUAUGCAUGCGGCGUACGUGAGACCAGGUGGGGUGAACCAGGAUAUGCCUCUGGGCCUAAUGCAGGACAUACACCAAUGGGCUUGCCAAUUCAGUGAACGGCUAGAUGAGAUGGAAGACGUUCUUAGUGGCAACAGGAUCUGGAAAAAUCGAUUGCAAGACAUCGGCGUUAUUUCUGCAGAAGAUGCGCUGAACUAUGGUUUCAGUGGUGUUAUGUUGAGAGGUUCAGGAAUCAAGUGGGACCUGAGAAAAGUGCAGCCCUAUGAUGCUUAUGAUCAGGUUGAAUUUGAUGUACCAAUUGGGCUUCGUGGUGACUGUUAUGACAGGUACCUCUGCCGUAUGGAAGAAAUGAGACAGAGCCUUAGGAUUGUUGAGCAGUGUCUGAACAAGAUGCCUCCUGGUGAAAUUAAGGUUGAUGACCACAAGAUUGUUCCACCAUCACGAGGCGAGAUGAAGGAUUCCAUGGAAGCACUCAUCCACCACUUCAAGCUGUUCUCGCAGGGCUACCAAGUCCCACCAGGGUCAACAUAUACAGCCAUUGAAGCACCCAAGGGAGAGUUUGGAGUUUACAUAGUCUCUGAUGGAAGUUCAAAGCCAUACAGGUUAAAAAUCAAGGCUCCAGGAUUCGCACAUCUGGCUGGUUUAGAAAAGGUCUCUCGCGCUCACAUGCUGGCAGAUGUCGUUGCCAUCAUUGGUACUCUUGACAUUGUGUUUGGAGAGGUAGAUCGCUAGAGCACGCAUAUGCCCUUUCAGUGUGGCAUCUCUGUAUAUUAUUCAGUGUAGUAUGCACCUGAAAAGCUAGAGAAUUGUAAAAUGCUGCGCUUUCACUCUGUAAAAGUUUCAAGAACACAGCAGAAAUGUAAGUGAGAGUGACAGAAGCGUAGGUCGAACGUUCCAUCCUAUGGUUUUUCUGAGGUAUCCGAUCAGAGAGGUAAAAAUCUCGACUUCAUUUGCAUGUGUGCCCAGAAUGCAUAAGAAUCGAGAAUUUGAUCGAAGGAUGGAAUUUGUAUUGCACAGCAUUGUCAUCUUGGCUUAAUGUAAAUUAUUCUAAAACUAUUGAUGUCAGUGAUUUUCCAUUUGCAUACUGAACAGGGCAGCUUCGUCACUAAAAUUUUCCAUCAUUGGCCCCAAAACACACAUUUUGCUGUGGUAGUCUAAUAAUUGAUUAUUGGACAUGUGCGUAGUGGAUAGAUGCAUUAGGCAGGGUUUUAUGCUUUUGGACCUCAUGGCGAUACUGGUUGAAAGGUGAUUAGCCGUGCUUGUUAAACAUACUGUGACCAAUGUGAAUCAUAUUGUAGAAAGGGAAAAAGAACACUCUCCGUACACACGUUCAACAAAAUGGAAACUGUUGUUUGUCCAACGUCUCUGCUACUGGUUUCUAAAUAAAUGCGAUGUUGUUACUGUUGGAAAA
Messenger RNA from Priapulus caudatus, 2099 nucleotides. RefSeq names its product NADH-ubiquinone oxidoreductase 49 kDa subunit-like. Gene Ontology annotation, molecular function: NAD binding; NADH dehydrogenase (ubiquinone) activity; quinone binding. NCBI's taxonomy places the organism in Eukaryota, Metazoa, Priapulida, Priapulimorpha, Priapulimorphida, Priapulidae. The record is from RefSeq and is a predicted model, not a curated record. Bases 23 to 1420 code for a protein of 465 amino acids. Gene Ontology annotation, biological process: mitochondrial electron transport, NADH to ubiquinone. The transcript is spliced from 12 exons.